AAAAAUUACAAAUAAAUUCUUCCACAAAUUAAAUUAAAAUGGGAAGGUCUCCUUGUUGUGAUGAAAAUGGGCUGAAAAAAGGACCUUGGACUCCUGAAGAAGAUCAAAUACUUGUUGAUUAUAUUGACAAACAUGGUCAUGGAAGUUGGAGAGCCCUUCCUAAGCUUGCAGGACUUAAUAGGUGUGGGAAGAGCUGCAGGUUAAGAUGGACUAAUUAUUUGAGGCCUGAUAUCAAGAGAGGCAAAUUUUCUGAAGAAGAAGAACAAACAAUUCUUCAUCUCCAUUCCAUCCUAGGAAACAAAUGGUCCGCGAUCGCAACACAUUUAUCAGGAAGAACAGACAAUGAGAUCAAGAAUUUCUGGAACACACAUUUAAAGAAGAAGCUAAUUCAAAUGGGAUAUGAUCCAAUGACACACAAGCCAAGAACUGAUUUAUUUGCAAACUUGCCUAAUAUAAUAGCUUUGGCAAAUUUACUUCAACAUCAUCCACUAGAAGAUCAUGCUGUGAGAUUACAAGUACAAGCUGCCCAAUUAGCUAAAAUUCAAUAUUUACAAUUUCUAUUCCAAUCUUCAAAUAAUUAUAAUCCAACACAACCUACACCCUCAUCAAACACUCAACAUUACAAUAAUAAUAAUAAUAUUAAUCUUGGAGAUUUAGGGGCAUUUAAUUUGACAAAUUUUGUUAAAGAAAAUAGUACCCCUUCUUUAAAUUUAUCCAAUAUUGAAAAUCAAACACUUUUCUCCAAUGAAAAUAACUCUUGCUCUCAACUACUCCACAAUAAUCAAGAUAAUACACAACAAGUCCCUUUCAAUUUCCAAACACAUUUGAAUAAUAAUAUUAAUGAAAUUAGUGACAAUAUUAAUUGUCACAAUUUUAAUUUUGAUCAAGAAAAUAAUUCAACUAGUUCCCCAUUAAAUAUUACUAAUAUUCUUCCUUCUCCACAUUCUUCAAGUCAUUUACCACCUUUGGCUGAAAUUUCAAUUAGCAAUAAUCAAGGAGAUUCUAGCAGUAAUUCAACUAACAAUGGUGCUGAUCAAGGGAGUUCUUCAUAUUGGCCAGAAUUAUUUUUUGAAGAACACUUCAUGCAUGACAUUUCUUGAUAUUUGCGCGGGGCUCGGAAAAAGUUGAAUUUUUUUUUGUAUAUUAGUAUGAUUGGUACGUUGUUGAUGAGUGAGAUGGACAGUGAGGAUUAUUACAGACUCAAUUUGCUUGAGAUUGAGAUGUUAUUAUUGUAAAUAUGUUGUUGAUUGUUGAGAGGGUACACAUAUGUUCACAUUGCUAAUCACAUUACGAUUCCUGUUUUUUU
Messenger RNA from Solanum tuberosum (potato), 1306 nucleotides. Its product is annotated as transcription factor MYB39. The record is from RefSeq and is a predicted model, not a curated record. The transcript is spliced from 3 exons. Bases 39 to 1100 code for a protein of 353 amino acids. NCBI's taxonomy places the organism in Eukaryota, Viridiplantae, Streptophyta, Magnoliopsida, Solanales, Solanaceae.